GCAGCCAUGGACACAGCGGGACCAAAGGUCACCGCGCCGCCCGGCAGUGCUGCGGCUCCGCCAUGCCCUCCGCCGCGCGGGAUCGGUUCCUCCUUCGCCCAACGCCGGGAGGGGAAGCGCGGGGUGAGCGCUGGAGAGUGUGAGCUGUGCCCUGCUGGGGACAGCACUGCGAGAGGCACCGCCAUGGCCCGGCAGGAGAGGGAGAAGAGCGAGGCAGAGCAGAAGGUAGCCGGCAUCUCCCGGAGGUUCUCCUUCCUAGAUGCCGCCCAGCCCCGAGCCGGCAGCCUGGCCCGCAGCUCUCAUCUCUGGCCAGCCACCCUGGGGAGCAGGGAGGGUUUCCAUACACUGCAGAAGAUGGACACCAACAAAAGCAUCAACUGGGGCAGGCACAGCCUGGGGAGCUGGGGUAGGACUUCAGGCAGGCUCUCUGUUAGCCCCAGCAGUACCCGGAGGAAGGAGCUGAAGGAAAUCCUCCUGCAGACCAACAGCCCUGGCAGCACCCUACGGUUCGCCACUGCUCAGAAGACAUCCAGCAGCAGCAGUCUUCCUGCAGGGCUGCACCAAGAGCAGAAGCCUGAGCAGAGCCCUGAUCUGCUGCCCCUUGUCCUUGAUCCUCUGGAGCACGCUUGGCUGCUGACAGUGGCCCAGGGUGAUGCAGACAGCAUCAUCAAGCUGCUGGACCUGGAUCCCAGCCUGCUGACCAGAAGAGACUUUGUGACAGGCUUCACUGCUCUCCACUGGCUUGCCAAGCAUGGCUGCCAUGAGAGCUUCAUCGAGGUCAUCUCCCAUGCCCAGAAGAAAGGCUAUCCUGUCAACAUGAACAUCCCAACAGCCAGUGGUGGGCUCACCCCUUUGCACCUGGCUGCCUUGCAGGGACACGAAGUGCUCAUCAAGGUGCUGGUGGGAGCUUACGGGGCAGACACCACCUGCAGGGACCACAGUGGGCGCAAGGCUUGGCAGUACCUGCCAGCAGACACCCCCAGGGACCUAAAGGAGCUGGCAGGGGCCUUGGAGGAGGACUUGGUCCAGCUGCACUCUCACAACACCAACAACAACUGUAAGUCAUCCAGAGAGGCUGGGGCAGGGCAGGACUCUGUGGACUCCCAGGCCGAGGGGACAGCCCAGCCCGCCUGGAGCCUGUCAACCCUCCGAGGCUUUGUUAGACAGGCAUUUGCUUUCCUCCGUGAGCGCUGAAGCUCUCCUGGAUACACUCACUGCUAAACCCAUGAUGGAUAGCAGCCGGGAAAGCCUGCAGGAGCUGGGAACUUAAGUGCUAAAAAUCCUGGCCAAGUGAGGGUUAAGCCAUGGCACCAUGGCCACCCUGGGUCUUGUGGUCUUUUGGGGCUGUUGUGGCGUGUGUGUGUAGCACCAUGGCCACUGGAUAUUUACCUUGGGACAGCCCUUCUAAAAAACUGCCUGUCUGCAGAGGGGGUUUUGCCCUGUGAUCCUGUGGAUGGGACUCCUUGUUGCAUCCCAGCAGAUCACCAUGGCCGGGGCUCACAUGUCAGCUCUGCUGUGGGGAGCUGCUCCAACACCCUGCGUGCCCACUGCAGGAUGCUGACCCACCAUGUGUGGAUCCCGUGCUGCACUUUCCAGCUCCCUGUGAGAUCCCCUGAUCUCUGCCAUAUGCACUUCUCUGGGUUGACGUUUGUUUAUGACAGCUGAUUAUAAAGCUGUUUCUCGGUAGAGUAAGAGCUAAGGAACCUGUUUCUGAGAAGAGUCCAGGCCAAGAGAAGCCUUUCAAAGUGCAGAACAACUCACAGUGGCAGUUCUUUCUUUGAGAUCCCCAUCCCAGGAAGCCUGAAAUUCUCAGUCUCAUUAGGAAUGGGGGCCAGAGCAAAGGAGGCAGGAAGGACACAAGGGGGGGCAGCAUGUAGUGGCUCCUGUGGGGGUUAGGGUUCAGAAACAGCUCUAGAGAGAUGAUUCAUUCUCAGAAACUGUGGAAAAGGUAUGUGAAGGCUGUGAAAUUAUCUUUAUUGCUGCUGAGGGCAUGCUCAAAAAUGAAACUGAUGAACAUUGCUGCAGCAGCGUAACAGUGCAUGUAUGUCUCAGUCACUGCAUUAAAAGGGCAAAGCCUCUGCUCGCCUGUUUGUAUUUUGUUCACCAAAUGGAGCUCUGCUCUGAUGAUUUCAGCUUGCUUUUUACAUUCUCAAAGGCCAGGACUGCUUCAAAAUAUCUUCAGAAAAACAACAGCCCCUUCCUCUUUCUCAUCAGCAUGAGGCUAUUCCUACGCCCUUAAAUAGCAGUCCUGUUUGAGAAGUGCUUCUCAGACAGGAACCGGGGAGUUUCUGUUCCCCAGGGCAGCCCUUGCAGGGACAACUCCUUUAGAAGGGCAGUUGUGGUUUCUUUCCAGCUGCCUUUCAGGGGGCCUGUAGGGGUGACUGAGGAACUCAAGGGGAUCUGGCCUGGCUACACAGGUGCAUUUGCAUCUUGAUGAAGGAAGACACACAAAGACACACAGGUAACUUCCUCUGGGGAACUAGAGCUGGGGGGUUUCACAGAUCCUGAGCAAACUCCUGUUAUAUUCCGACUGUGUUUUGAAAUGCUGCUUGGACACAAAAAUAACCCAGUCUGCAGUAAUGAAGUGUGAAAGAGCAGCCUUCACAUGAGUGAAUAGGGAUCCGGGGACUGGAUAAUGCCCAGUCCAAGUGCCUGGGUGGACAUACAGAUGUGUCUGGACAUCUUAAUCCCUGAGGUCAGCAGCAGAUACAUACACAACACACUAGAAACUAGAUUUCAUACCUGAUCUACAACAGUUUUGUAAUACCUUAGCUCCCAUAGAUUGAAGAUGUUGGCAGUACAGCUCGUUCUGGAACUGCUGUGGCCACAUCCAUGCCAUGGGAGAGCAGGCUGGCUUCUCUCAAGUCUGCUCAAGCCAGCACAAACUCCAUGAACAGCACUGGGUCAAGUUCUGGUAACCAAGGUGCUCUUGGUAGGACACACAGGACUGAAAAAUAUUUUUUGACCUCUUAGUCUUCUGACACCCUUUUGCAGCUGUCAGGGAAGGCACACAGAAUGGUUCUUACAUCCUCCUCUGAGUAAGGCAUAGAGUAAACAGUGGAAUUAAUGAGAAUAUCCUUGAAGGAGCCAUUUCCUUGGCAAUAGUACCUGUGGCUUAGUCAUGCUCCACCCGGAAACAUGGACUUGAAUGUUCCAUUUGAAAGUAAAAUUUUGCUGAUAAAUGCUGCACCUAAAUACAACAAAAUGAUUUUCAGUACUUGCCUUCCUUGAGAGAUAACCAAAACCCUCUAAAGACAGCUUCUCCCUCCACCUUUUGGUCAUGGGUUAGACCCUGUAAUCUGUGCUGAGACUAAUUAGGCAGGGACUUCAGAAAGAGCAAGACCAGAAUUCUGCUUCUCUAGAUGUGUUACAACAUCCUUGCCAUGCC
This is a messenger RNA of Prinia subflava (tawny-flanked prinia), 3388 nucleotides long. RefSeq names its product sosondowah ankyrin repeat domain family member D (gene SOWAHD). Gene Ontology annotation, molecular function: protein binding. NCBI's taxonomy places the organism in Eukaryota, Metazoa, Chordata, Aves, Passeriformes, Cisticolidae. The coding region runs from base 7 to 1194 and encodes 395 amino acids. The record is from RefSeq and is a predicted model, not a curated record. The transcript has a single exon.